Symbiodinium pilosum is the source of this 873-nucleotide messenger RNA. The record is from the annotation of a GenBank genome assembly. Lineage: Eukaryota; Dinophyceae; Suessiales; Symbiodiniaceae.
AUGUUCGUCCUGAAGCACCUCCGGAAUUUUCAUCAGUAUGACAAGAGCGGCACAGGGACCAUCUCCAUCCCUGAGAUGAAGGCGGUUUUGAGAACCACCACCAUCGGCCUGACAGAAAGAGACCUGAAGAGUGUGCUCAAGCAGGUGGACGCGGACGGAGAUGGAGCUGUGAGUUUCCCGGAGUACCUGCGUUUGGCUCAGAAGUUGGCAGAAAUGCAGAACAAGACCAAGGGCAAGAGCUCUCGGAUACCGCGGCUGUACCUGGAGCCUGCAGCUCUUGAGCAGUACACAGACCUCUUUGAGGGUGCAGCCGGGGAGGACGGUGCCGUCAGCCUCAGCCAGCUUCAGGAGUUCUUGCAGCAGCACAAGAUGACGAUAAGCGAAGAGCGCUUGACAAGCAUCAUGAAGGAGGUAGAUGAUGAUGACAGCGGCGUGCUAGAGCUCGAUGAAUUUCUUAUUCUACUCAUCAAGGCUUUGGGCAUCAAGAAAAGAAAGGUAGGCCCAGAACAGAAUCCAGCUUCUCAGCUUCGCCAAGAGGGCAUAGCUGGCCAUCAGGACAUGUUUGAUUGCGCUUUGGCGUGGCUGUGUCCGAACUGCUUGCAGCAGGCCUCGUGGCGAGAGAAUCAGACAGCGAUUGCUAGCACCAUGCUGGGCAAAGGAACGGCUGAUGAGAAGAGUCUGGCUGCCAAGCCAGAAGCAGCCGUUUCCGCUCAGGUGAUUGACAUGUUUGUCUCGGAUAGCUGGCAAGUCGUGCUUGACGGACGCCACUUCGAGAGGUUCCGAGCUGGCAACAGAGGUACUGUACUCGACGUCGAUCGCGAGUCUGGAUGCUGCCGGGUCGCUUUCGACGAAAGCCCUGGCGUGCUCAGCUGA